AUUCCCUAUAAAUAAGCAGCAGUCUGAUCUCCAUGAGACACCAGUUGAUCAUCUUCACCAUUCCGAAAUGGCGAAGCCACGACAACUGAUCACUCUUCUAUACUUUCUUAUAGCUUUUGUGAUGCACUGCCAUUCUUCCCAAGAGCGGAAGGUCCAUGUUGUAUACAUGGGAGAAAAACCAACGGGCGACAAUGUCAUGGAACCGACGCCUUACUACAUGCAAUGCUUGGAAAGAGUUCUUGGAAGUACCGAAGCUGCAAAGGAGUCCCUAAUUUACAGUUAUGGACGGAGUUUUAAUGGAUUUGCAGCUAAACUAUCGGAUCAAGAAGUUGCAAGAUUUUCAGGGAUGGAAGGAGUGGUCUCAGUUCUUCCUAACACCAUGUUUCAACUUCAUACAACAAGAUCAUGGGACUUCUUGGGAUUUACUGAUCAUCAAUCCCACCAUGUUGGAGAUUCUAAAGGAGGAGAUGUAAUUAUUGGAAUCAUAGAUACAGGAAUCUGGCCAGAAUCAGCUAGCUUUAAUGAUGAAGGAUUUGGCCCUCCACCUGCAAAAUGGAAUGGGACUUGCCAAACUAAUAACAACUUCACCUGUAACAACAAAAUCAUCGGAGCCCGAUACUACAACGGGCAAAAGGCAUAUUUUGAGGAUGACAUAGAAUCUCCAAGGGAUUCGUUGGGGCAUGGCAGUCAUACUGCUUCGAUUGCAGGUGGUAGAGAGGUAGAAGGAGCAAGUUACUAUGGCUUGGCCAAGGGGGUUGCAAGGGGUGGAGCCCCUGACGCAAGAAUCGCAGUGUACAAAGUUUGCUGGUCUAUUGGAUGCUAUGCUGCAGACGUUCUUGCUGCUUUUGAUGAUGCGAUUGCUGAUGGGGUGGACAUCAUAUCAAUUUCUAUUGGACAAUCAUUUGUAGUCCAUUAUUGGGAAGACCCAGCAGCGAUCGGAUCUUUCCAUGCAAUGAAACGUGGGAUAUUCACUUCAGCUUCUGCUGGAAAUUUUGGACCAGAUCGAGCAGCUGUCCAAAAUUACGCACCAUGGCUACUGACUGUGGGAGCCAGCACCAUUGACAGGAAAUUUGUGUCCUACUUGGUCCUUGGAAAUGGACAGAUAUUUACGGGAUAUUCAAUAAAUAGCUUUGAGCACAAGGGAACCUUGUUUCCUUUGAUAUGGGGUGGAGAUGCUGCAAACUAUUCUGCCAACUUCAUCCCUCAAACUUCAAGUUACUGCUAUCCUGGAACACUGGACUCCUACAAAGUCAUGGGUAAAAUUGUUUUGUGUGAAGAUCCGUCGGAUGGUUAUGGUGUUAUCAUGGGAAAUGGAGUGGGUAUCAUAAUGCCUAGUCAACCUAAGGACAAUAUAGCUGCUCCUUUCUCUCUGCCAACCACACUCAUCAGCAGAGAAGACAUUUCUAGAGUGAUGGAGUACAUAAGAUCUUCCAAAUAUCCAGAAGCUACUAUCUUGGUAAGUGAGGCAGUAAAGGAUGACUCAGCUCCCUAUGCUGCCUCUUUUUCAUCUAGAGGUCCCAGUCCGAUUGCUCCUGACAUUCUCAAGCCUGAUCUGACUGCACCGGGUGUUAAUAUCCUUGCUGCUUGGUCUCCCACUGCACCCGCUUCAGUUUACAGAGACGACACGAGGAGUACCGAGUACUAUGUAAACUCUGGAACAUCAAUGUCUUGCCCUCAUGCAAGUGGAGCUGCAGCUUACGUGAAGGCUACUCACCCAACUUGGUCUCCUGCUGCAAUCAAAUCCGCAAUCAUGACCACAGCGUACGUCAUUGACCCAAACAAGUACGAAAACGAGAGAGAAUUUGCUUACGGAUCUGGUCUCCUCAACCCGGCGAAGGCUGUGGAUCCUGGGCUGGUCUUCAAUGCAUCCGCCUGGGAUUACAUGGAUUUCCUCUGCAAGCAAGGCUACAACACGACAACACUAAGACUUAUCAGCGGUGACCGGAGUGCUUGUCGCAGAACCAAACCCGGCAGGGGAUGGGAUCUCAACUAUCCUUCCUUCUCCCUACCCAUUGAAGACGGGAACAAGAUCAACGGCAUUUUCAGAAGAACAGUAACAAACGUUGGCUCCCCAAACUCAACCUACUACGCCACCGUCGAUGUACCGGAGUCCCUCAACGUGACGGUGAAACCAUCCGUUCUUCCAUUCUCAGCUGUAGGAGAAAAGAAAAGGUUCGUUGUGGAGGUUAGUGGAGCAGAAGUAAGUCAGGUGCCAAUUAUAUCAGGUUCUAUUACUUGGAAUGAUGGUGUUCAUGCGGUGAGAACCCCACUUGUCGUUUACACCGUCCUCCCAUCGGCAUUCAAUUUCUCCAGUCCAACAACCAAAUCAGCGGCAACAGCUGCUUCUGUACAUCCCAAAAACGGCAUUUUUUGGGGAUACUGAGAUUGGAGCCUAUAUCCAUAGUGGAAAUAAGAUUGAUAUAUAUAUAUAUAUAUGCAAAACACGAUUUUCAAAAUUAAACUUUAAUUUUCUGUUUUUGUUGUUGCUUCAAAGUUGUGACGAGAUUCAUAUAUAUAUAUAUAUAACUUACAUGAGGUGAUCGACAUUUACUUUU
Molecule: messenger RNA, 2555 nt
Organism: Alnus glutinosa
Lineage: Eukaryota; Viridiplantae; Streptophyta; Magnoliopsida; Fagales; Betulaceae
Product: subtilisin-like protease SBT4.3
Exons: 10
Coding region: 68-2383 (771 amino acids)
Biological process (GO): proteolysis
Molecular function (GO): serine-type endopeptidase activity
Source: RefSeq, a predicted model, not a curated record